This is a messenger RNA of Malassezia sympodialis ATCC 42132, 807 nucleotides long. RefSeq lists its product as uncharacterized. Gene Ontology annotation, molecular function: RNA binding; zinc ion binding. Lineage: Eukaryota; Fungi; Basidiomycota; Malasseziomycetes; Malasseziales; Malasseziaceae. The transcript has 4 exons. The coding region runs from base 1 to 807 and encodes 268 amino acids. The record is from RefSeq and is a predicted model, not a curated record.
AUGACGAAUGUGCUGGCUCUCCCGGUGGCCUACGUGCCGAGCCAUGCGACAACGUCGCUCUUUUCGAGCUUGCGGCAGCGCCGGCCACCAAGUGAGGAUGACUGGCCCCAUAACGAAUUUGACUUUGAGCCGUAUGUGAAGCGGGAGCUGCAGAUCCGACUCGAGUCGGACGACGAAGUGUGCCCGCGCUUUGAGCGCCACCGGCGCUGCGAGCUGGGCGGGCGCUGCACGCUGCGUCACUGCGUGACGCCGUCGCCGCAUGUGCCCGCGCUGCUUGGGCGCGAGGGCUCGCGCCGCACCGUGUGCAAGCACUGGUUGCGCAGCCUAUGCAAGAAGGGCGACCUGUGUGACUAUCUGCACGAGUACGACCUGCGGCGCAUGCCCGAGUGCCGCUUCUACUCGACGUUUGGCUACUGCCACUCGGGCGAUGAGUGCCUGCAUGUACAUAUCGAGCCGGAGGUGAAGCGCCGCCGGUGCGAGCGCUACGACCGCGGCUUUUGUGAACUGGGCCCCGAGUGCCCCAAGAAACAUGUGCGGCGCCUCGCGUGCCCGUACUACCUCGCUGGCUUUUGCCCGCUGGGGCCGGAGUGCAACCUUGGCCACAUCAAGGCGCUGAUUCCCACGCCCGAGUCGCGCGCCGCGACGCCCCUACUCACGCACCGGCCGCUGUCGAUGGCCGAGGCAUUCGGUGGCGCCCCCGGCAUCCAGGAGGUGCCAACGGAUCCUCGCACUGGACGUGCGAUCGUGCCAGCCAGGCACUGGGCCGCUGCGGCUGAGCUACGGAAGGUGCGCGCCGUCGCGAGCUGA